UGAAAAUUAGUAGAAUUUAUUAUAUUUCCAAACUUUUUAAUCCCUUCACGUAGUUAAAGAAGGGGAAAUAAGAAGUUUGGAGACUUGUUAAAAAAAAAUAAAAAAGCAGACUAGCUUCGGCCAAAACUCGAAAUUAAGAGAUCGAUGUUUCGAAUGGAGGCCAUUGAUAGUCGAGUCGCAUUAUUUUGUUUCGCUCUUGCUGUACUGAUUCCGGUCCUCAGAGCUAACAUUGCAGAAUUUGAUGAGGUGUGGCAGAAGAGAGCCGAGCAAGCCAAGAAGGGCUUCCUCGAGGCGUAUCAUCCCAAUCCCGAAGAGGUCACUGUAGAAUUUAACAAGCAUGUAACCAGGGACCCAGAAGGCAAUAGCACAAGGAGGAGCCUGCGAAAAUCGCUUGGUGGGCCUUGCUUGGCCACAAACCCGAUUGACCGGUGCUGGAGAUGCCAGCCAGACUGGGCCAACAACAGGAAGAGGUUGGCUGAAUGUGUUCUCGGGUUUGGCCGCAAGACCACCGGAGGCAAGGAUGGGAAGUUCUACGUGGUGACAGACCCAUCAGAUGAUGACCUGUUGGACCCUAAGCCGGGUACCUUGCGAUACGGUGUGAUCCAGCCUGAACCACUCUGGAUCAUCUUUGCCCGUGACAUGAUCAUCCGGCUCAGCCAAGAGCUCCUCGUGACCAGUAACAAGACAAUUGACGGGCGAGGCUUUAACGUGCGUAUCAUGAAAGGGGCACAGAUCACGCUCCAGUUCGUGAACAAUGUUAUCAUCCACGGCCUCCACAUUCACGACAUCAACCCUGGGAAUGGUGGGCUGAUCAGGGAUUCAGUGGAUCAUUUUGGAUUACGAACACGGAGUGAUGGUGAUGGCAUCUCGAUUUUCGGGUCGAGGAAUAUCUGGAUCGAUCAUAUAUCCAUGUCGCACUGCUACGAUGGACUGAUCGACGCCAUUGAGGCUUCCACAGCCAUUACCAUCUCCAACUGCCACUUUACAAAUCACAACGAGGUGAUGUUGUUUGGGGGAAGUGACAGCUACUCGGACGAUACAAAGAUGCAGAUAACCGUAGCUUUUAACCACUUUGGGCAAGGAUUGGUGCAGAGGAUGCCUAGGUGCCGAUAUGGUUUUAUUCACGUCGUCAACAAUGAUUACACUCACUGGCUUAUGUAUGCAAUUGGGGGCUCCCAGCACCCGACAAUUCUCAGCCAGGGUAACCGGUUCAUCGCCCCUCCAAAUGCUGCUUGUAAAGAGGUGACGAAGAGAGACUACGCAGAAGAGAGUGAAUGGAAGUCAUGGGCAUGGAGAUCGGAGAAUGAUUUGCUGAUGAAUGGGGCCUUCUUUGUUCAAUCCGGAAGCCCCAUUAAAAAUCUUAACAAGAAGGACGUGAUUAAAGCAAAGCCUGGGACUUUUGUGACCCGGCUCACCAGGUUUGCCGGUGCCCUCAACUGCGAAGUGAACAAGCCAUGCUAAUAAAGUACAACUAUGCAUAUGUACCCAAUGAACCCUGUUUUACAACAGAGGUUUGACAAAUAGGUAUUAGUACAGUAGAUCGCGACUGCUCUUGGCGUUUAUGCCUCCCAGUUAGGCAAGUCUUGUUCGAAUGGAGAUGGCAUAUGACAUAGGGAGAUUCAGAUGUACAAUUUACCCAGCCAAUGAUAUGUUGUCAAUGUUAUUGGAAAAAUUGUUUCUUCCAUAUU
Messenger RNA from Punica granatum (pomegranate), 1688 nucleotides. Lineage: Eukaryota; Viridiplantae; Streptophyta; Magnoliopsida; Myrtales; Lythraceae. The record is from RefSeq and is a predicted model, not a curated record.